Molecule: messenger RNA, 1008 nt
Organism: Entamoeba invadens IP1
Lineage: Eukaryota; Evosea; Mastigamoebida; Endamoebidae
Exons: 1
Coding region: 1-1008 (335 amino acids)
Source: RefSeq, a predicted model, not a curated record
AUGAAACGUUUGGACGUAUUUACAGGAAUGAUUGUAUCAAAAUAUUUUGCAUCUCUAAACGAUUUUAUCGCGUUUGAACAAGUCUGCACAAAAUUUAAAAAUACACUAAACAGGUUUCACAUUAAUCCAAUUCCCAUAACAAAAAAGAUGAUAAAACAUUUCCCCCAAAUAGAAACAUUAAACAUUUGGAACAAAACCGAUGAACACUUUGGUUACCAAAUUUUUACAAAAGAAAACGCCGUCUUUUCAAACAUCACUGAAUUUAAUUUCUACAAAGUAAACAUUUGGUAUCAAGUGGAAUUCGGUAUUACACAAUUCCCACAAAACAACAUUUUUGUGUUCAAAAAAGUUUGUUUAACACGAAAAGACAGAGAAUUGUUAAAAGGCGAUAUUCCCACAAAUGUGAUGUCACUAGAAACGUCUUGUUACGCUGAUGAAAAUUCUUUAACAUCCAUAACACUUCCACCAACAGUGUAUAACAUUGGAGACAACUGUUUCUUUUAUUGUAAAAAUUUGCUUGAGGUAAACAUUAGUGGAAGAAUCGAGCACAUUGGAAUGAGUUGUUUUGACAAUUGCAGACAGUUGAGUGCAGUCACUUUUCUCGUUUGUUUGGGAGAACUUCCUGAGCACUGUUUUAAUGGAUGUCGUUCGUUAAAGGAAAUCAGUGUUCCUAAAGGUAUCACAGAAUUGGGUGAAUCAUGUUUUGGUCACUGCGACAAUUUGAGUAAAAUAGUGUUACCAAACAGUCUUAAAAUAAUCUACAGAUUCUGUUUCCAAGAGUGCAAAAGUCUUAAAGAAGUGACAUUGCCACCUCAAAUUGAAAAUAUAUAUUGGAAUGCAUUUUUAAAUUGUCGGGAACUCAGUCGUAUUAACUUCCCAAAAAGCUUGAAAAGUAUUGGACAAAUUUGUUUUCAAGGAUGUGUUUCACUUAAGGAGGUCUGCUUGUAUCGUUCAACGGAGUUUUGCAAGGAUUCAUUUACGGGAAUUAAUAUUACUUUAAUCGAAUAA